AUGGUAUUGGCCGUGGGGACGAGUCCCGUGGAUAGAACAAGAGACUGUGGAGAAUACAAUUUGUGUCAUCAUUGAUAUUAUCUCUGCUUUCAAUCUUCAAGAAGUGUCAGUCAGCAAAAAGGAUUAGAAGAAAAUAACCCAAGCAGAGUUGCAGCUUUCAUGGCACGAGCUUCAACUUUCGUCAGAAGAGUGGUUGAAAGCUUUGGAGCAUUUAAGUUCUACAUCGGACACAGUCAUGAUCUAACUGCUGGGGUGAUUGCUUCAUAUUACAAAGAAGCAGAUCCAGCUCCAUACUUACUUUAUAUUAGUGAUGGAUUGAGAGAAGAGAGGUUUUAA
This is a messenger RNA of Blepharisma stoltei, 336 nucleotides long. The record is from the annotation of a GenBank genome assembly. Lineage: Eukaryota; Ciliophora; Heterotrichea; Heterotrichida; Blepharismidae.